GAAGGUUACGAGCAUCCGACCGUCAAUCAUUAAUUGACUUUCAAAGAUCCCAAGACGGAUGCUGCCACGAACGUUACAGAAGGAUUGUGGGCAUUCGUUAAACGGCAAUUCCCGGAUUGCAAUCGCAGCAAAGACAUUGCUCGCCUUCAUCCACCUCCAUCCAACGACGCGGACGCUGAAGAGGACACUGACGCGACGGAAGCAAACGGAAGUGGAUUUUGAGGUGGAAUCGUCGACGGAGGAAAUCCCAAAAAAUCGGUACUUUUCAGAGCCACCAAUUAUUGACGUAGCAUCAACUUUUCGAUUUAGAAUAUUUUGCGAUUUAGAAUAUAAAGAUGAAAGAAGAGGUUUCAGCUUCGAAAUUUGCGGCACGAUUAUUCCAUGCGAUUCACAUUAUAUCCGACAGAUGGCGGUACGUCAAAAAUCUAAGUCACUAGCAGCCAACUUCAGUUCGGAGUCGUAUACUGCAGUUUUACCAUUUUGCCUACAAGAAUUCAUGUGUCCAAGUCGAAUAUAAAAUAUGCUGGACUUUGUGCAUGCACUGUAUGAAAACCGGAAGUAUUACUUAUAUUUUUAAUGUUAUUAUACCAUCUAUCUCUGAAACCACCUCUAAAUUUUAGACUGUUUAAUUUAGCUAUUUGUUUAGCAUUAUGCCUACCAAAUUUUACAUGCACAUACAUAUAUACCGACACGUGAGCCCGCGCGUACACACGCAUCCUUUUUUUCGAUUGUGAGUAUAAAAGCCACUCUGAAAUGUUAUAUGCAGUUGUGUCUAUGAACGAGAAUUUUAUCUUGUUAUACUUGUAUAAGUAUCUAGUAGAAAUAACUUCUGUGACAAAUAA
Molecule: messenger RNA, 842 nt
Organism: Cephus cinctus (wheat stem sawfly)
Lineage: Eukaryota; Metazoa; Arthropoda; Insecta; Hymenoptera; Cephidae
Exons: 3
Coding region: 59-517 (152 amino acids)
Source: RefSeq, a predicted model, not a curated record